CUGACGCUCUCCUCCCUUCCCAUCGCUGUUGUUCUCCCCUAUCAGAUUCUCUCUCCUCCUUCUUUCGCCGCGACUCCGUCCCCAGAAAACAAUGACGAAGGAUCUCGAUUUCGAUGCAGACAAAGCCCUAGCGAAAGAGUUCCUGUCAAACUUCGCGGACAUCGAUGGCGAGGCCAAGUACAUGAACAUCCUGCAAGAAGUGGCAAACCGCAAAAUGCGAGCAGUCCAGAUUGAUCUUGAGGACUUGUUCAAUUACAAGGACUUGGACGAAGAAUUCCUCAGAAGGGUUACAGAAAAUACUAGGCGAUACAUUGGAAUCUUUGCGGAUGCGAUCGAUGAGCUCAUGCCGGAGCCAACAGAGGCAUUUACAGAUGAUGAUCAUGACAUAUUGAUGACUCAAAGGUCUGAUGAAGGACCUGAAAAUAUGGACGGCUCUGAUCCUCAUCAGAAGAUGCCUUCGGAAAUCAAGCGCUACUUUGAAGUUUACAUAAGUCCAUCUUCAAAAGGAAAGCCAUUUGCCAUUAGGGAGGUCAAGGCGUCACACAUCGGUCAGCUUGUAAAGAUAUCCGGCAUUGUCACACGUUGUUCAGAUGUUAAGCCAUUGAUGCAGGUUGCUGUGUAUACAUGUGAAGAAUGCGGUUUUGAGAUUUACCAGGAAGUAACUGCUCGAGUUUUCAUGCCACUAUUUGGGUGCCCGUCCAGACGCUGUUCAAUAAAUCAAACAAAAGGGAACCUCAUCCUUCAACUCAGAGCAUCAAAGUUUCUGAAGUUUCAAGAGGCGAAAAUUCAAGAACUUUCUGAACAUGUUCCUAAGGGACAUAUUCCGCGAUCGAUGACUGUUCACUUAAGGGGAGAACUCACGAGAAAGGCAGCUCCAGGUGACGUCGUUGAGUUAUCUGGGAUAUUCCUUCCUACUCCUUAUGUUGGUUUUAGAGCAAUGCGUGCUGGCUUAGUUGCAGAUACCUACUUGGAGGCAAUGUCGGUUACACAUUUCAAGAAAAGAUAUGAAGAGUAUGAAUUUAGGGGAGAUGAAGAAGAACAAAUUACACGUCUAGCUGAGGAUGGUGACAUAUAUAACAAAUUGGCAAGGUCCUUGGCACCUGAAAUUUUUGGACAUGAAGAUAUUAAGAAGGGUCUACUUCUUCUCCUUGUGGGGGCUCCACACAGGAAGCUAACAGAUGGGAUGAAGAUUAGAGGAGAUUUGCAUAUUUGUUUGAUGGGUGAUCCUGGAGUUGCAAAGAGUCAGCUGCUUAAGCACAUAAUUAAUGUAGCUCCCAGGGGAGUUUACACCACUGGCAAAGGAAGCAGUGGAGUUGGUUUAACUGCUGCUGUUCAGAAAGAUCCAGUGACAAAUGAGAUGGUUCUUGAAGGAGGUGCUUUGGUGCUUGCGGAUAUGGGUAUAUGUGCUAUUGAUGAGUUCGAUAAGAUGGAUGAAUUAGAUCGUACAGCAAUUCAUGAAGUUAUGGAGCAGCAAACUGUCAGCAUUGCUAAGGCUGGGAUCACUACAUCCCUGAAUGCAAGAACUGCCGUUCUUGCUGCUGCAAAUCCAGCAUGGGGGAGAUAUGACCUGCGUAGGACUCCUGCUGAAAAUAUUAAUCUUCCUCCGGCACUGUUGUCAAGAUUUGAUCUUCUGUGGCUGAUUCUGGAUCGAGCUGAUAUGGAUAGUGAUCUUGAGAUGGCGAGGCAUAUCGUCUAUGUUCACCAGAACAAAGAAUCUCCAUCUCUUGGUUUCACUCCACUUGAGCCAUCUGUGUUACGUGCAUAUAUUUCUGCUGCUAGAAGAUUAUCUCCUUCUGUCCCAAAGGAGCUUGAGGAGUAUCUUGCUAGUGCCUACUCCAGCAUUCGGCAAGAAGAAGCUAAGUCCGAUACCCCGCAUUCUUAUACAACUGUGAGAACUCUGCUCAGCAUUCUCCGGAUAUCAGCGGCACUUGCAAGACUCCGAUUCUCUGAAACUGUGGCUCAGAGUGAUGUGGACGAGGCACUUAGGUUAAUGCAGAUGUCAAAAUUCUCGUUAUACUCAGAUGACCGCCAGAAAUCUGGUCUGGAUGCUAUCUCCAAUAUCUAUUCAAUCUUGCGAGAUGAAGCUGCUAGAACUCAUAGAAUGGACGUGAGCUAUGCACAUGCGCUCAAUUGGAUUUCCAGAAAGGGAUACAGUGAAGCCCAACUGAAGGAAUGUUUGGAGGAGUAUGCGGCUCUGAAUGUGUGGCAGAUACAUCCUCAUACCUUUGACAUCCGAUUUAUAGAUGCUUGACGUGCCUAGCACCAAUCCCAUUCCCUUAUAUGUAGAGGAAAUCUUUGUACUUGGAUUAUGAUUUAAUUGGAUUCUUCAUUUAGGCUAACGAAGUUAAUUAUACAUGUUUAAGAGCCAGCUCUGGCUGCUCAACUUCUGUUGUGUGAGUUGUAAAAUACCGGCCGUUGUUGUCUGGUGAUUUUCUUUUUCAUUUUUGCUUAGCUUAACAUAUGUCGCCAUAAGAUAUUGGGUGUCGUUUGGGCCUACAAAGUUCAAAUUGGGAAAUACACCAAGGUAGGAAAGUGGUUUUGGAUACUGUUUGUUGAAUCCAAUCAAGUAGUGACGCGUUGAUAUGACGCUAGUGCAAAAAAGAACUUUCUUUUCUUUCUCUCUCUACAAUGGAUUUUAGAGAGAGGAACCUGGAACUUUACCAAAUUUUAGGCAAAUUUUGUCAAAUGAAUUGGUCAAACAUGGAUCAGUUGCG
This is a messenger RNA of Morus notabilis, 2714 nucleotides long. RefSeq names its product DNA replication licensing factor MCM7. Gene Ontology annotation, molecular function: single-stranded DNA binding; ATP binding; single-stranded DNA helicase activity. The transcript has 15 exons. NCBI's taxonomy places the organism in Eukaryota, Viridiplantae, Streptophyta, Magnoliopsida, Rosales, Moraceae. The record is from RefSeq and is a predicted model, not a curated record. Gene Ontology annotation, cellular component: MCM complex; nucleus. Bases 92 to 2251 code for a protein of 719 amino acids. Gene Ontology annotation, biological process: DNA strand elongation involved in DNA replication; DNA replication initiation; double-strand break repair via break-induced replication.